Paralichthys olivaceus (Japanese flounder) is the source of this 1258-nucleotide messenger RNA. NCBI's taxonomy places the organism in Eukaryota, Metazoa, Chordata, Actinopteri, Pleuronectiformes, Paralichthyidae. The record is from RefSeq and is a predicted model, not a curated record.
GUACGAGAUUAUGAACUUCCAGCGUGUAGAGUCUGGUGUUUACGACUACAUCAACACUGGCUCCUGGCACGAGGGCGUUCUCAGUCUUGAUGACGACAUGCUCCAGAUGAACCGCAGCGACAUGGUCCUCUCUGUCUGCAGUGAACCCUGCUCCAAAGGAGAGAUCAAGGUGAUCAGGAAGGGAGAGGUGAGCUGCUGCUGGAUUUGCACGGCCUGCAAAGACAACGAGAUCGUCCAGGACGAGUUCACGUGCAAGGCCUGUGAGCUGGGCUGGUGGCCUGACGAAGAACUGGAAGGCUGUGAACCAAUCCCCCUGCACUACCUGGAGUGGAGCAAUCCAGAGUCCAUCAUCCAGGUGGUCUUCUCCUGCCUGGGAAUCCUGGUCACGUCGUUUGUUGCCUUUGUCUUUGUCUUGUAUCGUGACACGCCCGUGGUCAAGUCCUCCAGCCGGGAGCUCUGCUACAUCAUCCUAGCAGGCAUCUUCCUGGGCUAUCUGUGUCCGUUCACCCUCAUCGCCCGCCCCACCGUGGCCUCCUGCUACCUCCAGCGGCUCCUGGUUGGGCUCUCAGCUGCCAUGUGCUACUCUGCCCUGGUGACCAAAACCAACCGGAUCGCCCGCAUCCUGGCAGGCAGCAAGAAGAAGAUCUGCACCAGGAAGCCGAGGUUCAUGAGCGCUUGGGCUCAGGUGGUUAUUGCCUCUAUCCUGAUCAGUGUCCAGCUCACUUUGGAGGUCACCCUCAUCGUCAUGGAGCCACCGGAACCAGUCAAAUCCUACCCCAGCAUCAGAGAAGUUUUCCUCAUCUGCAACACCAGCAACUUUGUGGUCGUCGCCCCUCUGGGCUACAAUGGCCUGCUUAUCCUGAGCUGCACCUAUUACGCCUUCAAGACCCGCAACGUUCCUGCAAAUUUCAACGAAGCCAAAUACAUCGCCUUCACCAUGUACACCACAUGUAUAAUCUGGCUGGCGUUUGUGCCGAUCUACUUUGGUAGCAACUACAAGAUCAUCACAACAUCCUUCUCCGUGAGCCUCAGCGUGACUGUAGCUUUGGGCUGUAUGUUCACACCAAAGAUGUACAUCAUCAUUGCCAAACCAGAGCGAAAUGUGCGCAGUGCAUUCACCACCUCUGACGCUGUGCGCAUGCACGUCGGCGACGGCAAGAUUGCCUGCCGGAGCAACAGCCUGCUCAACAUGUUCAAGAGGAAGAAGAACCCUGGGAACGGCAGGAUCACCUGUUGUAAAGUGUGACGGAUAUAGGUC